AUGUCCUCCGGUAUCCAUAAGUGCUCUCAUUACGAAGGCUCGAAAAUCCGACCUAGGCUGCAGGACAUCUCCAUGCCACAAAUGAACGGCAUGGACGCGACCCGCCAAAUCCAGGCAACCAAAUGCGAGCUAGGCCUCAACUCAGCGGAAGUCAUUGCUCUCACUGGACUCGCGAACGCGCAGGCUCACCAGGACGCAUUCUGA
Messenger RNA from Mytilinidion resinicola, 204 nucleotides. RefSeq lists its product as uncharacterized. Bases 1 to 204 code for a protein of 67 amino acids. The transcript has a single exon. Lineage: Eukaryota; Fungi; Ascomycota; Dothideomycetes; Mytilinidiales; Mytilinidiaceae. The record is from RefSeq and is a predicted model, not a curated record.